AUGACAGUAGCCAUACCUCACAUUCCACUAUUUCUUAGUGAUGUUAUUAAUCAAAUUCAAUUUAUUAAAAUUCGAGGAUGCAUUGUGGUCGAAGAAGCUUUAUCUAUGAUACUUUCAGCUGCUUUACUUAUGAUACUUUCAACUACAUCAUUUU
Diversispora eburnea is the source of this 154-nucleotide messenger RNA. The record is from the annotation of a GenBank genome assembly. NCBI's taxonomy places the organism in Eukaryota, Fungi, Glomeromycota, Glomeromycetes, Diversisporales, Diversisporaceae.